Messenger RNA from Seminavis robusta, 2117 nucleotides. Lineage: Eukaryota; Bacillariophyta; Bacillariophyceae; Naviculales; Naviculaceae. The record is from the annotation of a GenBank genome assembly.
GAUGUGUCUGCGGAAAGCUCUAGAUGAUGUCAUGCUUGAUUUGUUGACAAGAUAGGGAAGAUCACCACAAAAACGAAGACACCAUCAAACGAAAACUAAAAGCCCAGGUAACCCAGCAGCAGCAACAAGCAACAACCACACCAAGAUGAGCCAUCAGCAACAGCCUCAACAACAGCAACAACCUCAUCAGCAGCAUCAGCCUCAGUAUCAGCAGCAUCAGCAGCAGCAGCAUCAGCAGCAAGCUUCCUACCUGCAUCAGCUUCAGCAACAGCAGCAGCAGCAAGCGCAACCUCAGGUGAUCAUUCUUCCCCUUUUCGCUCCUGGAAUGAAUUUGCCUUCGAACAUGUACAAUAUGAACAUGAACACCAUGAUGGCGCCGCACCCGUUGGCCCCGUUGGCGCCGCACCCGUGGGCUCAUCAGAUGAGCGGGCAUGGGUUGCCCGUGGAUCCCAGUACCAUCUCUACGAUGAUGGCAAACGCAAACGCAGCCGCCACGGAUCCGCUUGCUCAGGCUCAGGCUAACCUCUCCUUACUCUUUCCUUCGCAGAAUGUCACGCUUGCUCAUGCUCAGGCUCAGCAGGCUGCUACUCAAGCUACCGGUACUAUUCAAGCGACCGGUAAGGUUCAAGCUAAGUCUCUUCAAGCCCAAGCUACAGCUCCAAGUCCAGCGCCACCUGCAGCUCGGCCUCAGAUGAGUUCAGGCCAUGGCCAGCAAGCUAAGGUUCAAGUUCGAGCAAAGUCUGCGCAGGUUCAGGCUAAGGUUCGAGCUAAGUCAGCACAGGUUCAGGUCAAGAGACCUGCUCGACAUUUACACCAAGACUUACAUCAGGAUCUGGUUCCCUUGGCUCCUGCCCCGGCCAAGAUGAUCUCACCGAUUCUGACUCCUCCUCCUACAAGACAAAUGCAAACCAAGGAACCCGCCAUGGCCGUCCCGGUGCAGGUUCAGUCCCCCGUGGAGACGGAAGCUGCUGAUGCUGCUGAUCCGGACCCUCCUGGUGAAGAUUCCUCCACUUCCUCCUUGUCAUCGGAUUCACCUGCCGGGGAAGAGUCCAACUCUUGCACUGAAGACAGCAGUGACACCAACAGCAUCAGUGAGUCAAGCUUGGAGAGCCUCGAAACAAACAUUCAGUACCUCAGAGAAAAACAAGAGCUUCUCCUACGCUUCUCCACGGAAAUGCAGCAAGAAGACGCAUACCAGGCAUCCGUUGCCAGGCAAGACGUUCUCAAAGAACAGACCGAACGACUCGAACGGGAUGCCGCAUUUGCAAAUAGCAGUGUCGGAAGCAUCUCGGAUGAUGAAGACGACUCCGAAGAUCUAGAAGGACUCUCCAUUUGGACACGAGCCAAGAAAAUACUCAGAAGCCUCAGUCGACACAGAGGAGUCUUGUAUCAUCCCAUGUCACAUCACGAUCGACCUUCAUCCUCUCCAAGCUCCAACAGCACCAAAGGAUCUUCCUCCAACAACAACAACAAGAAACGAGUUCGAUUCGAGAAUGAUGAUCAACACGAGAAACACCAAGACAAGGAUUCACUCACGGAACGACGAUCCAAGUACCGAAAGAUCAUUGAACGAGGAACCGUUCGAUUGAUGACCGCCAAGGACUUUCAAGCACAACAAGAGGGACUCUUGAUUCAGCGUCCCACGCCCCUCUAUCCUCCUCCAGUCUCCUCGUGUGCCAACACGGCGCACCACGAACACCAGCCAUCAGCAGACGGAUAUGAUGACACAAACAUGAAGUCCUUGCACACCAUCUUGGCUGAUGUUCCUUCGGUGCCGUUCCACACAUCCGGGUAAAGAAACAACACAACGAAAGCAAUCAUGCUUGCUCACAGACACGUCGCUCAACGAUCAAGGAAAAGGGGAAUAAUACAUCAGGACAACACGAAACUUUCUUCUGCACAACACUGCAUCCCUUCAACGUACUGUACUGUACUUGCAUUCACGCAUACAUACACACAUACAUCAUCAUCAUCAGAUUCUAUUCACGGACAUACAUCAUUUGGCUCUGGGGUUUUAUUACUUUGCUUGUUCAACUAACUAACUGCAUUCCAUGCUUUGAAGUAACUUGUAUCAUUCUCCAUAGUAACCUAUAACCUAUAUUUUAUUAAAUGAAUGC